This is a messenger RNA of Sardina pilchardus (European sardine), 1130 nucleotides long. It is a transcript of the gene vkorc1l1, whose product is annotated as vitamin K epoxide reductase complex, subunit 1-like 1. The transcript is spliced from 3 exons. The record is from RefSeq and is a predicted model, not a curated record. Gene Ontology annotation, molecular function: vitamin-K-epoxide reductase (warfarin-sensitive) activity. Lineage: Eukaryota; Metazoa; Chordata; Actinopteri; Clupeiformes; Clupeidae. The coding region runs from base 62 to 589 and encodes 175 amino acids. Gene Ontology annotation, biological process: peptidyl-glutamic acid carboxylation; vitamin K metabolic process.
CGUAGCAGAACUCGUAGCCCUCAAUGGUAGGAGGCUGCGUGUGAGAGCAAGGCCGGGAAAAAUGGCGGCGCCCGUCCUGAGAGUGUCCACCCCUCGAUGGGAAAGAAUAGUCAGGUUCCUUGUAUGCCUACUUGGCAUUAUGUUAUCUUUAUACGCCUUUCAUGUAGAACGAGAAAACGAAAAGGACUCGAAAUAUCGGGCACUAUGCGACCUGAGCAACUCAAUAAGCUGUUCCAAAGUCUUCACCUCCAGAUGGGGGCGAGGAUUCGGGCUCCUGGGCUCCAUCUUUGGAAAUGACAGCGCGAUGAACCAGCCAAACAGUGUGUACGGAAUCAUCUUUUACAUCUUGCAGCUGUUGCUUGGAAUGACGGUGAGUGCCAUGGCAGCCCUGAUCCUCAUGAGUACGUCCAUCGCCUCGGUGAUGGGAUCCCUCUACCUGGGGUACAUUCUCUACUUCGUUCUGAAGGACUUCUGCAUCAUCUGUGUCACCACAUACGCACUGAACUUCAUUCUCUUUGUCCUCAACUAUAAGCGACUUGUUUACUUGAAUGAGGCUUGGAAGCAACAGCUUCAAGCUAAGCAGGACUGAGAAGAAGAAAAACAACAACAAACCAACAAAGAAGGAAAAAAAAUGUGACCUCUGAACUUUUGACUUGCCACCAGGAGACCUUGCUUCCAUACAAUGUUCAUUCUGUGUCUAAAAAAAAAAAUUGUGAAAAAUUAGGGGCCAGAGAUCACAAGUCGCAAAAACAAAGGAAGGAUUUAAAAACGGAAAAAAAAUAUCUAUUUGUCCAUAUUCGCUUUGUUAGAUUCCCUUACUCUACCCAAAACGAAUACUCAUAUAAGGGAUGGGGUUAAAAGAUGAAGAAGAAGAAAAUAAAAGAAAAAAAAACACAAAUAAGCACUUGCAGAAUCUCCAGUACUGAUCAUGGAUGACAUCCUGCUACUGAAGAGAAAGUCGAGGCCGAGAGAAGCGAGACACAUCGGUGUAACAGGACGAGGCGUGACGUGGCGAUGGUGAUGAUGGCGAUUACUUGAAACCAAGGGGACAGUCCUGCUCCCAGGUUCCCAAACUGUACUGAGAGGAGACGAAUUAUGGGUUCAACAAAAAUAAACAUGCAUGAUCAUGA